AUGGCGGCAAACGGCACAUCUAAGGCUUUCAAAGUGGGCAUCAUCUCUGGCAGCCAGCGCAAACCCCGGGCCGGCCCUCAGAUCACCGACUUUGUCUUCCAGACGAUCUCGUCACAUCUGGCAGCCAGCAAAACGACGUCGUUCACAUUCGACCACAUCGACGUGGGCGACCUGGAUCUCCCGCUGUUUGAUGAGCCGAUCGUCCCGUCGCGGGUCUUCUCUGCGGAUGGGUACACGAAAGAGCACAGCCGCGCCUGGAGCCGGCGCAUCGCGGCAUUGGACGCCUUCGUGUUCGUCACGCCGCAGUACAACUGGGGAAUCCCGGCGGGGCUGAAGAACGCCAUCGACUAUCUGUUCAACGAGUGGAAGGGCAAGCCGGCCAUGAUUGUCAGCUACGGCGGCCACGGCGGCGAUAAGUGCGCUGCCGCACUCAAGUUGGUGCUGGGCGGCGGUAUUGACAUGCGCGUGGUCGAUAAGCUGGUCACUCUUCAGUUCCCGGACCGCAGCUUCCUCAUCAGCGCGGCGACGGGCAAAGAUCUCGGGCUGAGCGCCGAGGACAAUGCUGUCUGGGUCGAGAAGAAGGCGGACCUCACGGCGGUAUGGGAGGAGAUGGUCGCGUUGCUGGUGACUGCUUGA
This is a messenger RNA of Phaeoacremonium minimum UCRPA7, 636 nucleotides long. Its product is annotated as putative nadph-dependent fmn reductase protein. NCBI's taxonomy places the organism in Eukaryota, Fungi, Ascomycota, Sordariomycetes, Togniniales, Togniniaceae. Bases 1 to 636 code for a protein of 211 amino acids. The record is from RefSeq and is a predicted model, not a curated record. Gene Ontology annotation, molecular function: oxidoreductase activity; FMN binding. Gene Ontology annotation, cellular component: cytosol. The transcript has a single exon.